Messenger RNA from Brassica napus (rape), 1716 nucleotides. RefSeq lists its product as uncharacterized. The record is from RefSeq and is a predicted model, not a curated record. The transcript has 2 exons. The coding region runs from base 1 to 1716 and encodes 571 amino acids. NCBI's taxonomy places the organism in Eukaryota, Viridiplantae, Streptophyta, Magnoliopsida, Brassicales, Brassicaceae.
AUGACGAGCAAUUAUAACAAGUAUAUAAAUUUUCGUGCUUGGAUGUACAAGAGGAUUGAUGAAGAAACGGGGAAUUUCUCGAGAGAGUUUGUCGCGGGGGUAGAAGAAUUCAUGACGUUUGCAAAUAGUCAGGAAUUAACGCAGAGCAAUGGUGGUAAGUUCUUUUGCCCUUGUAGUAUUUGCAGAAACGAAAAAUUUCUCUCGGGGCAAAAAAUCUUGAAACAUAUAUAUAGUAGAGGAUUUAUGGAAGAUUAUUAUGUUUGGUACAACCAUGGAGAAGAAAUCGACAUGGGAUUAGGAACGAGUUAUGUUGAUCCGACGCAUUUAAGUGGUAGUGAAGAAGUUGGUAAUUUAGUAGAAGAUAGAUAUGUGGAAAUGGUGAAUGAUGCAUUUCGUGAUAAUUUGAAUUAUGAUAAUUAUCAACAGGAUGAUAGUUAUCAAAAUGUUGUAGAUCCGGUUUCGAACCAUUCAAAAAAAUUCUACGAUUUGUUAGAAGGAGCAAAAAAUCCUUUGUAUGAUGGUUGUCACGAAGGUCACUCGCAGUUAUCCUUAGCUGCUCGAGUUUUGCAAAAUAAAACAGAUUAUAAUAUGAGUGAAAAAUGUGUGGAUUCGGUAUGCCAAAUGUUAUCAGACUAUUUACCACCUGGAAACCAAUCAACCGCUUCACAUUACGAGACAGAAAGGUUGAUGCGCAAUUUGGGCCUCCCCUACCACACAAUUGAGGUCUCUGUUAACAAUUGUAUGAUCUUCUGGAAAGAAGAUGAAAGAUGGGAUAAAUGUCGAUUUUGUGAUGCACCAAGAUGGAAGCCUAGAAAUGAACGGCGUAGGACAAAAGUACCAUAUAGUCGUAUGUGGUAUCUACCUAUUGAUGACAGAUUGAAGAGAAUGUACCAGAGCAAGAAGACUGCAUCAGCAAUGAGAUGGCAUGCAGAGCACCAAGCAAAGGAGGGUGAAAUGUGUCAUCCGUUAGAUGCGGCGGAUUGGAAAUACUUUCAAGAUCAACAUCCCCGUUUUGCAGAAGAACCUCGUAAUGUUUAUCUUGGCUUAUGUACGGAUGGCUUCAAUCCAUUUGGAAUGUCUAAUAAUCAUUCGUUGUGGCCAGUGAUCAUGACUCCAUAUAAUCUACCCCCUGGUGAACAAGUUUAUUCGGAGCAGUUAAAUGGUGUCAAUCCACCAAAAACAUCUAAGUGCGGUGGAAAUGGUCAUGACAAGAAGAAACCUGGAUAUGGGAAACACCAUAAUUGGCACAAGGAAAGCAUAUUCUGGGAGCUGCCGUACUGGAGGGACCUCAAUCUUCGACAUAAUCUUGAUGUGAUGCAUAUUGAGAAGAAUUUUUUUGACAACAUCAUGAAUACUCUUAUGAAUGUGAAGGGUAAGUCGAAAGACACAAUCAAGUCAAGAUUGGAUAUAUCACUUUUCUGUGAUAGAGAACAUUUACAUGUUGAUAGCAAUGGGCAAGCUCCUUUCCCUCCCUACACAUUGGAUAAGAACGCAAGAACAAGUUUAUUGGAAUGUGUGAAACAUUCGGUUAAAUUCCCAGAUGGUUAUGCUUCAGACCUAGCUAGGUGUGUUGAUCUUGAGAAUGGCAAGUUUUCAGGCAUGAAGAGUCAUGACUGCCAUGUUUUUAUGGAGAGGCUACUUCCAUUUAUAUUUGCAGAACUCCUAGACCAAAACGUCCAUCUUGCGUUAUCAGGUAGUAAUUUUUUUGUUUUUUGA